UCUUAUCCACACUCCAUAGAUACUUCAAUUCAAACCAGAGAGAUAACAAACAAGAACCGGUCUCAGACUCAGACCACUGACAAAGCUACCAAACCAUGGCGGCUUCGAUCACUCUUGGAGUGUUUUCUGGAAACACUUCCACUCGAAUUGGUCUCCCAAAAGUGGACUCAUCCAAUAGACUUUCUCUAAAGACCAACGCUUCCGCUCUUUCCGACCUUGGCUUCGUCACUUCGCAGCUCACUGGCCUCAAAAUCUCUAAUGUUGUGUCGUUUCAACCUGCCCGACCCAUCUUCACCAAAUUCUCUCCUGCUCUUCAACCUGUUGCCCGUAGAAUUUGUCCCUUCACUGGGAAAAAGGCAAACAGAGCAAAUAAGGUCUCUUUCUCGAACCACAAGACAAAGAAGUUGCAGUUUGUCAACUUACAGUACAAAAGGGUUUGGUGGGAGGCCGGGAAGCGUUUUGUGAAGCUUCGUCUAUCAACCAAAGCAUUGAAGACCAUAGAGAAGAAUGGUCUGGAUGCUGUUGCCAAGAAAGCUGGGAUUGAUCUUCGAAAACUAUGAUGUUGCCUUGACUGUUUUACCAUGUUUAUUCUGUUGGCAAGGCAUGCCUGAUCAUUGUUUUUUUUCUAAUCAGUAACUUUAUGCUUUCUUCUUUUCCCCAUCUAUUUUGUAGAAUCUUUUUAAUCUGUAAUAUUACAGCCUGAACAUUGUGUAUAUUGAUUGCAUACAAUGCAAUUAUGAUCAAGAGAGUCAUGCUUUUUAUUUCUUUUGAA
Molecule: messenger RNA, 772 nt
Organism: Humulus lupulus (European hop)
Lineage: Eukaryota; Viridiplantae; Streptophyta; Magnoliopsida; Rosales; Cannabaceae
Product: large ribosomal subunit protein bL28c
Exons: 2
Coding region: 96-560 (154 amino acids)
Biological process (GO): translation
Cellular component (GO): ribosome
Molecular function (GO): structural constituent of ribosome
Source: RefSeq, a predicted model, not a curated record